AUGUCACGAUCACCACUGGAAAAAUUUAGAACUAUCUUCAAGAGAAGUUCAUCAAACUCAAGCCGCAGUAACAGCACUCAGAGUGAAAAUAACAGCUUAACAAUGGGGGGUGAAAACUAUGAUUAUGACGAACCACCUUUAACACCGUUGGAGUUGCAUGGCUACAAAAGUACAACAAAACAUCGUUUACUGAACAAAGAGUUAGCAGAAGAGUUGAGGCAGCAUGUUCCAGCUUUAUUACAGAUUAGCCAUGAUUGGGAAUUGCUUUACUCGAUUGAACAGUCAGGCACGUCGUUACAAACAUUGUAUGACAAAUGCCAACCUCAAAUAGGAGAGAGCGUGAAUCGACGUAGAGGGUAUCUGAUAGUGGUCCAGGAUACAAGGAAAAAUAUUUUUGGUGCAUAUAUCAACGAGCAUCUAAGGCCUCUAGAUAAGAAGAUAUACUACGGAAACGGUGACUGCUUUCUUUGGAAAUUGGAAAAGGGCGAUGUUAAAGACCUGAAUAACAAACAUCAAUCCAUAGAGAAAAAGGGGGUAUCCCUGAAUUUGAAGGUUUUCCCAUUUACAUCAGUUAAUGACUUUGUCAUUUAUUCCAAUAACCAAUUCAUUAGUGUUGGUUCUGGUGACGGCAAAUUUGGUCUUUGGAUAGAUUCAAAUUUAUCAAUUGGUGCCUCCGAUUCAGUCGAUACUUUUGGAAAUGAGCCUUUGUCUGAUAGAAAAAAGUUUUAUAUACUAGGACUGGAGAUUUGGAAAAUAUGCUGA
Messenger RNA from Pichia kudriavzevii, 762 nucleotides. RefSeq lists its product as uncharacterized. Gene Ontology annotation, cellular component: nucleus. Lineage: Eukaryota; Fungi; Ascomycota; Pichiomycetes; Pichiales; Pichiaceae. Gene Ontology annotation, biological process: response to oxidative stress. Bases 1 to 762 code for a protein of 253 amino acids. The transcript has a single exon. The record is from RefSeq and is a predicted model, not a curated record.